Molecule: messenger RNA, 4092 nt
Organism: Closterium sp. Yama58-4
Lineage: Eukaryota; Viridiplantae; Streptophyta; Zygnematophyceae; Desmidiales; Closteriaceae
Source: the annotation of a GenBank genome assembly
AUGCUGCCGUACCUGUUCCCUGAGCUGUCCACCUUUGCUACAGUCGCCGAUCUUAUCACCCACCUUCGCACUAGUGAUGCUCGCCUGCGUGCCGCCCUUCCCACCGAGUUCUGCGCUAAGAACCCCCCUCCACUGUACUGGGCACUCCACUUACUCAAGGAGAAGCUGCUAGCGGCCGAGAAGAGCAUUGUAGCUGUUGGUGCUGCUCGCGGCGCUCCUCGCACCCCCAUCUUUGAGGGGUGCUCUCCCUCUCCCCUCGCUCCCUCCUAUGCUACUGCUGCUGCUGUUGACUUCCUUGGUGCUGAGUCUGCUGGCGCUGCUUCUGCUCCUGGUGGGAGGCGCCGCACCGGCAAGGGCAAGGGGGGCAAGGGUGGCGGGGGUGGCGCUGGGGGGGGAGGGGGUGGGGGAGGUGGGGGGGGAGGCGGUGCUGGAGGGAGCGGUGGCGGGAGUGCCGGUGGGAGUGGGGCCGGCGGCGGAGGCGGGGGCGGCGGCGGGAGCAGUGGCGGUGGUGGCAGCGGCGGCAGUGGCGGCGGUGGCGGUAGUGGCGGUGGCGGUGGCGGUGGUGGCGGUCGGAGCGGAGGUAGUGGCGGCGGUGGAGGUCGGAGUGGAGGCACCGGCUCGGGCCAGAGCUCCCAGCAGCAGCAGCGUCCCCAGUCGACCCAGCAGCUUCGUGAGUGGCUUGCUCAGCGUGGGACGUCGGGGGGCAGUGGCCGCUGUUCUUAUGUCAUUCGCACAGGUGAUCGCAAGGGGCAGACGUGUGGAAAGUUCCACACUCAGUACCGCUGCUUCUUCCGCCUUGACGACGCUUGGCGUGAGGAGAUGGGCGAGGAUGUUGAGCGCCCUCGCUGGGCUGAGCUGAUGAGGGCUGGUGUUGAUAUCUUUGCUCUUGACUAUGAUGCUAUUAUUGCUGCCAUGUAUGCAUUGACUGUUAGUGCCGAGGGAGACUGUUACUUGUGUGUGCCGCCUGACCCAGGUAUAGGGCCCGCUGCCCUAGGUACUAGUGAGUCUGCUCUCUCUGGUAUGGUGCCCCCUGUACCUGCUCCCUCCUGCACUGUCCCUGCUGCUUGCGAGUCUGCUCUCUCAGGUACAGCACCCACAGAGACUGCUCUCUCAGGUACUGCACCGACUGAGACCUGUCACACCUUCACCCUUGACUCAGGUGCUUCCCGCUGCUUCUUUCGAGACAGUACUGAGCUCACACCGCUUCCUGCACCGGUCCCAGUCUCCUUGGCUGACCCCUCUGGGGGCCCAGUCCUUGCCCAGUCCACUACUGUGCUCCCUUGUCCGGCGGUUCCGUCUGGCUCGUUGACGGGUUUCCACCUCCCCUCGUUCUCGACGAACCUGGUGAGCAACGCUGUCCUCCAGGAUCAGUGGGUUGACACCUUUACCCCUGGAGGACAGCGUGUGGCGAUCUGCACGUGCUCCAGGACCGGCCGUCACCUGGCUACGUUUACUCGUCGGCCGGGGUCGAGUCUCUACACACUGACCACUGCGUCUCCUCAGGUCGCUGCUGUCGGUCAGGUGUCCGCGUCAGGUCUGGUGGCCCACGCCUGUGAGUGUCGUUCCCUGUCGCACCAGACUCUUCUCUGGCACCACCGCCUGGGUCACCCCUCCUUGCCACGCCUCCGUGGCAUGCACCGUCGCAGCCUUGUGUCUGGUCUUCCCAGGUCCCUCCCUCCCCUCCCUGCCUCGCCUGCGCCGCCUUGCCUUCCUUGCGUCGAGGGGCGGCAGCGCGCCGCUCCUCACUCCUCCUCGUUCCCCCCGACAGAGGCUCCUCUGCAGACCCUCCACCUGGACGUGUGGGGCCCAGCCCGCGUUCGUGGCCAGGGCGGUGAGCGGUAUUUUUUGCUGGUUGUCGACGACUACUCGCGUUACACCACGGUCUUCCCCUUGCGCACCAAGGGUGAGGUCCCUGCUGUUCUGAUCCCUUGGAUCCGCACAGUUCGUCUCCAGCUCCGCCGCCGUUUCCGGACGGAUCUUCCUGUCCUGCGUCUGCACUCUGACAGAGGUGGUGAGUUUUCCUCCGACCUCUUGAGGACCUUCUGUCAGGCGGAGGGCAUCGAGCAGACCUUCACGCUUCCAGACUCCCCACAGCAGAAUGGGGUUGCUGAGCGCCGCAUUGGCCUGGUCAUGGAGGUCGCUCGUACCUCCUUGGUCCAUGCGGCGGCUCCCCAUUUUCUGUGGCCGUUUGCUGUCCGGUAUGCCGCGCAUCAGCUCAACCUCUGGCCCCGUGUCUCCUUGCCGGAGACCUCGCCCACACUGCGUUGGACGGGGGAGGUUGGCGAUGCGUCGCGCUUCCGGGUGUGGGGUGCUCGUGCCCUUGUCCGCGAUACGUCCGCGGACAAGCUCUCCUCCCGCACGCUUCCCUGUGUCUUCCUUGGCUUUGUCCCUGACGCGCCGGGCUGGCAGUUUUACCACCCCACCUCGCGCCGGGUCUUCGCCUCUCAGGACGUCACCUUUGACGAGUCGGUCCCUUUUUACCGUCUCUUCCCCUACCGUACUGCCCCCCUCCCUCCCCCGCCGCUUUUCCUUGCUCCUGGUCCCCCUCCGGUAGACCCCCUUCCCCCUCAGGGUCCUGCUCCUUCAGGUGUCUCUCAGGUAGACCCUCCUCCCGUCGCUGAGCCUGUCGAGGUCACAGGUGACUCAGGUGCUGCUGCAGGUGGUGCUGCUGGGAGUGCUGAGCCUGCGGGUGCUGGGCCUGGGGGUGCUGGGACUACGGGUGCUGGAGCUGAGGGUACUGUGCCUGAGAGUUCGGCGCCUGGGGGUGCUGAGCCUGGGGGUGCUGCGACUGGGGGUGCUGAGCCGGCGUGUGCGGAGUCUGGGGGUGCUGAGUCUGGGGGUGCUGCGACUGGGGGUGCUGAGCCGGCGUGUGCGGAGUCUGGGGGUGCUGAGUCUGGGGGUGCUGCGCCUGCGGGUACUGAGCCUGGGGGUGCUGCUACUGAGCCUACGGAGCCUCGGGUUGCUGCGUCUGGGGGUGCUCCGGUUCGGGGUGCUGAGCAGUCUCUCACACCACAGCAGCUUCGUGACUGGUACGUCCGGCGUUUUCGCCGUCCCCGUGGCUCGGCUGGAGCUGGGGGUACUGGAGCUGCCGGGACUGGUUGUUCUGGGAGCACUACGACUGGAGCUGCUGGAGCUGGGGACUCUGGCGCUAGCGGAGUUGUAGCUGCCGACUCUGGGGGUGCUCUUCCUUGCGGUGCUGCGGACCCUGGGGGUGGUGCUGCUGCUGGUGCUGCGGACCCACCUGGUGGAGCUGCUGCUGGAGCUGAGGACCCGAGCGGUGGCGCUGCUGCUGGUACUGGGGACCCGGACGCUGGAGUCUCUUCUGCUUCUGGAGACGCUGCGCGGCCGCGGCCGUACUUCGUACCGCUCCUUCAGCAGGUUCUUGGGCAGACUCCUCCUCCUUGUCCUCCUCCCUCCGUAGAGUGUCCUCCACCUGUCCAGCCGCAGUCACAGUUACCGCCUACCUCGCCUCUCCCUGCUCCCUCUCCUUACACUGGUCCCACAGGAGGUCUUACAGAGCGUCGUGAGCCUGAGUCUCGUCCUGCGUCGCCUGUCCGUACUGCUCGCACUGGUCGUCGUGUCCGUCGUGAGCGUCCUCCUCCUGUCCCAGGCACUCACUACAUGACUCUGCGUCCCUCUACUGCUCCUCAGCGUGUCCCUCUGCCGUCUCCUCCUGCGUCCUCUUUGCCUGCCGUUCCAGACCCUGAGUCUGACCGGUAUCGUGCUGAGCACCCUACUGUCACGCGUCUCCUAGCUACUGUUGUCACUGACCCUACCUUUGAGUCCUCGGCUGCGUCUGCUCUGGUCGCUGAGUUGGUUGACUUUGCUGCUGCCUGUCGUCUAGACUACGCUGCUCGCCUUGUUGCUGGGUCUGAGUCUGCGUCUGUCUGUCCUCCGUCCGUCGGGGGUGAGUGUGCUAUUGGCACGGACGUCCUUGAGGACAGGCAGGAGGACUUUGACUCUCUCGCGGCUGCUGUACCUCAUCUCGUGGCCUGGUUGCUUGCCCCUGAGGGAGACCCGGAUGCACUAGACAUCCCCACUCCGCGCACUUACGCAGAGGCGAUCUCGGGUCCCUACUCCUCUCAGUGGUAG